AUGGCUCGUACUAACAGAGAAAUCUUAACCGGUGGUAAGAAAUAUGCUACCAAGCAAGCUAAGAAGCAUAGAGUAGAAGAAGUUGUAUUUGAUAAAGAUGCCAGAGUGGAGUACUUGACUGGAUUUCACAAGCGUAAAGUUGAAAGACAGAAGAAGGCUCAAGUUUAUAACAAAGAGCAAGAGAGGUUAGCCAGAAUUGAGGAGAGGAAAAAGAUGAAGGAUGAAAGAAAAAAGGACAUGGAGAAGCAAAUGGAAAGAUUCAAUGCUACUGUAAAGGAUAUAACUAGUAUCACGGGAUUUAUACCUGGUGAGAAGGAUGAUGAAAGCGAUGCAGAGAGCUGGGAUGGAAUAGAUGAAAACACCAAACCCAAGGUAAAAGGUGAUACCAACGAAGACGAGGAAGAAGAAGCAGAAGGAAAAAUAAAUGAAAUCAAUAGAAAGGGAAUACUUCAGCAUAAAGAAAUAUAUAAACUUGAGGAUAUGCUGGUUCUUGAAGACAGUCCAGUGAUAAUAGAUGAUGAGACUACAGUCACUGUUGAGUCUAUGGAUAACCCUUCAGUUGUCAAUGCACAAAAAAACUUAGAGACAUUAGCCAGAGCCAAUAAUGUGGAUUUGAACAAAUCCGAAAAAGUUUUGGAAGCAUCGAUAAAACGAGCCAAGAACUAUGCGGUGGUAUGUGGUGUGAGUAAGCCAUCUAAGGAUGAUAAGCUGAAGCAGAAAAAGAAAAAGUUCAGAUACUUGUCCAAGGGAGAAAGAAGAGAAAACACCAGAAAGGAAAGGUCCAAAAAUAAUAAAUAUAAAAAGUAG
Molecule: messenger RNA, 807 nt
Organism: Dujonia railenensis
Lineage: Eukaryota; Fungi; Ascomycota; Pichiomycetes; Serinales; Debaryomycetaceae
Source: the annotation of a GenBank genome assembly